This is a messenger RNA of Hippopotamus amphibius kiboko, 2279 nucleotides long. RefSeq names its product regulator of G protein signaling 6 (gene RGS6). Gene Ontology annotation, molecular function: GTPase activator activity. NCBI's taxonomy places the organism in Eukaryota, Metazoa, Chordata, Mammalia, Artiodactyla, Hippopotamidae. The record is from RefSeq and is a predicted model, not a curated record. Gene Ontology annotation, biological process: regulation of G protein-coupled receptor signaling pathway; intracellular signal transduction; G protein-coupled receptor signaling pathway.
AAUUCUUUGGUUGCUAAGAUUUUGAAGUGAGCCCAUCAGCUGAGACCAUGUGUGAUGCUCGAACAAGGAGAAGUUAUGAGAUAGCCAACUCAGACGGGGAGAAAGCAAUUUAGUGUGAGUGAAGAUACCCAGGAUGGCUCAGGGAUCCGGGGAUCAAAGAGCAGUGGGGAUUGCGGACGCAGAGGAGAGUUCCCCAAACAUGAUAGUCUACCGCAAAAUUGAAGACAUCAUUACAAAGAUGCAAGAUGACAAGACAGGGGGUGUGCCCAUCAGAACAGUGAAGAGCUUCCUUUCCAAAAUCCCCAGUGUCGUCACAGGUACUGACAUUGUGCAGUGGCUUAUGAAGAACCUUUCCAUCGAAGACCCAGUUGAAGCAAUACACUUGGGAAGCCUCAUAGCUGCCCAGGGCUACGUCUUUCCGAUCUCAGACCAUGUCCUCACCAUGAAGGAUGAUGGCACCUUUUAUCGUUUCCAGGCCCCAUACUUCUGGCCUUCGAACUGCUGGGAGCCUGAAAACACUGACUAUGCCAUCUACCUCUGUAAGAGAACAAUGCAGAAUAAAGCAAGGCUGGAACUGGCAGAUUACGAAGCAGAAAACUUAGCAAGACUCCAGAGGGCCUUUGCAAGGAAGUGGGAAUUCAUCUUUAUGCAAGCGGAAGCACAAGUAAAGAUUGAUCGGAAAAAGGACAAGACAGAAAGGAAAAUUUUGGAUAGUCAAGAACGAGCCUUUUGGGAUGUCCACAGGCCAGUGCCAGGCUGUGUGAACACAACGGAAAUGGAUAUCAGAAAAUGUCGACGUUUGAAGAACCCGCAAAAGGUUAAAAAGUCAGUGUACGGCGUGACUGAAGAAUCCCAGUCGCAAAGCCCAGUGCACAUCCCCAGUCAGCCAAUCAGGAAAACUACAAAAGAGGACAUCCGGAAACAGAUAACAUUUUUGAAUGCACAGCUUGACAGACAUUGUUUAAAAAUGUCCAAAGUGGCUGAAAGCUUAACUGCUUACACAGAACAGUAUGUGGAAUAUGACCCUUUGAUCACGCCAGCUGAGCCGUCCAAUCCCUGGAUCAGCGACGAUAUCGCUUUAUGGGACAUAGAGAUGAGCAAAGAGCCCAGCCAGCAGCGAGUGAAGAGAUGGGGCUUCUCUUUCGACGAGAUAUUGAAGGACCAGGUGGGGCGGGACCAGUUUCUACGAUUCCUGGAGUCGGAAUUCAGUUCAGAAAACCUCAGGUUCUGGUUGGCUGUCCAAGACCUCAAGAAACAACCCCUACAGGAUGUGGCCAAGCGGGUGGAAGAAAUCUGGCAAGAGUUUCUGGCUCCCGGGGCCCAAAGUGCAAUCAACCUGGAUUCUCACAGCUAUGAGAUAACCAGUCAAAAUGUCAAAGAUGGAGGGAGAUACACAUUCGAAGAUGCCCAGGAGCACAUCUACAAGCUGAUGAAGAGUGACAGCUAUGCUCGCUUCCUCCGGUCAAACGCUUACCAGGACUUGCUGCUGGCCAAGAAGAAGCCAGAAAGUGAGCAAGGUCGUAGAACUUCCUUAGAAAAGUUCACUCGCAGUGUGUGCUGCUGGCGCAGAGUCAGAAUGGCCGCUGCAUUUCACCCCCGAGGUGGCUUCCUUCCAGCAGUGGGGAAAGUCGCUGGCGGGCAAGCGCCUCACCGGCCUGAUGCAGUCCUCCUGACGGUCCCCGCCACAGGGCCCGGGCCCGAGGACCCCUCGGGCAGCCGCCGGCGCUCCACAUCCGCGGACAGAGUCUCCCCGCAGGGAGAUUUGGUCACUGUGAGAGAGAAAGAUCAUGUGCCGACACCCUGCUCCCUAGGAGGUCCUAGUCCUAACGCGUUCAGGGGAGAGCACCCCGCGGGGCUCCUGCUGCGACUGUCACCGGAGGUCAUAUUCUGGCUAUCAUCACUCCUCCCACUGUCGGGGGGUCACGCCUUCCAGCAAACUCAAGAGGACCAGCUGGCCCUGAGCACAUCCAGUAUGACACCCCUCCGCCUCUCUGGCGCACCCACGGCACCCAUUCUAGUGACACCGCUGUGUCCCGACCGCCUCCCGCCUCCCCCAUCUCUGUGGCCACCACGUGUAAAGAGCCAGGACCAGGCUGCCCUCACACCACACGCCCCAAUCACAUCGUCAGCACUGAGCCACCUCCUGGAUUGCAGCACUUCAAGGUCUUCCGACUGCCUUUGAGGCCACCUUUCAAAGAGGUCUCCAUGUCUCGAGGGUCCAACACCAGAGGAAGCCCUGGUGUCGAUGGAAGAGCUUGUGGUUUAACAGCCGUGAAGGU